AUGCAGCAAUCAAUACAAGAGAGGUAUUUGGAGUUGUUAAAGAAAUUUAAGGAAGAGCAAAGCGAAAUAAUCGCCAACAUCAAGGAAUUGAUUUAAGAGAAGGAUGUUGAUUUGGAAGGAUUCAGGGAAUAAAUUUUAAAUAUACUCUAAUUGUAAUUCAAAGGAUAGAAGUUGCUAUUUGCAACACAAACAAGAAUAGCUAAUGAGCUUAAAGAGUUUAAUUCCCAAAAAUUAGAUCACAUCAAAGUAUACAGACUGAAAUUCGAUGAUUGUCUAUUAAGCAACAUCUUAAUUAUACUCAUGAAGGGCUAAGUGGGAACUCCCUAUGAAGGCGGCAUCUAUAGCUUUAUUUUGAAGUUCCCUGAGAACUUUCCAUUUGCUACUCCUGAGUUCAGAGCACUGCUUCCCAUCAAACAUCCCCACAUCUAUCCUAACCUGAGACUCUGUACUCCUACAAUCAACGAGUAUUACGAAAUCCAAUAGUACAGUCUCCUGGAAUUACUCUAAUCGUGGUAUGCUAUUUUACAUAGAGAACCAAAUAAGUUUUCCUUAGCUAAUUGCGAAGCUGCUGAACAAUAUACUGAUGAAUUCAUAAAACUCUAGGCAGAAUUCAGUUCCAUGGAAAACCCAGUUAUGAAGUUGUUCAAGAUUUAAGAUCAUGACGAAGAGGAAUUAGAAUUGUUUAUGAGCCUUUGAUAUUUUAUGAGAAUUGUAUUCAUAGUUUAUGUGAUAUCCCC
Molecule: messenger RNA, 737 nt
Organism: Paramecium tetraurelia
Lineage: Eukaryota; Ciliophora; Oligohymenophorea; Peniculida; Parameciidae
Exons: 1
Source: RefSeq, a predicted model, not a curated record